This is a messenger RNA of Alosa sapidissima (American shad), 2352 nucleotides long. It is a transcript of the gene tars2, whose product is annotated as threonyl-tRNA synthetase 2, mitochondrial. Gene Ontology annotation, cellular component: cytoplasm. The coding region runs from base 94 to 2169 and encodes 691 amino acids. The transcript is spliced from 18 exons. The record is from RefSeq and is a predicted model, not a curated record. Lineage: Eukaryota; Metazoa; Chordata; Actinopteri; Clupeiformes; Clupeidae. Gene Ontology annotation, biological process: threonyl-tRNA aminoacylation. Gene Ontology annotation, molecular function: threonine-tRNA ligase activity; ATP binding.
UUGUAUAGUUCCGGUAUCAUGGCGGCGAACAGCGAGUGUGAAAGACACUGGAUGUAAAAUUAUGAAAUCUUAUAAUUAAAUGUUGUAAAGAAUAUGUUAUUGGUGGCGUUCCUGCGUUGGCCGGUGUGUCAGAGCACAGCGUGGUCAGCGCUAAGGACUCGGAGAAGCUACAGUCAGUUGCAGCCCUCUGCGUGUGUGUCAGAGCGCCUGCGGACCUUUGAGCGCCUCUUGCAGAAGCGUACCACAGCGGGGCCAUUGCCAGAGCGCCGUCUGACCGUGAAGUUAGCCGAUGGCCGAGCGCUGAAGGCUACCGCAGGGGUAACAACCCCACUACUCCUGGCGCAGAAUGCUCGUGUGAAAGGUGCCGUAGUGGCCAAGGUGAAUGGCCAGGUCUGGGCAAUACAGCGCCCUCUGGAGGAUGAUUGUGAACUGCACCUACUGGGCUUUGACACUAUUGAGGGGAGACAGGUGGUGUGGCGGACAGGGGCGUGUGUUUUGGGACGGGUGAUGGAAGCUCACUUUGCUGCUCAGGUGUGCCGGGAAGGAGUGUCAGACACAGGCCUCUACUGUGACUACCAUCUGGACAACAGUUCCCUGUCUCUGGGUGAGGUGGAGGCUGCCUGUAAGGAGGUGGCGUCCCUGAAGCUCCCCGUCACCACUCUGGAGCCGAGCAUUGAUGAGCUGAAGGAGCUCUUUCAGGACAGCCCUCUUAGACUACGCCUGGCUGAAGAACAGAUAAUUGGGCCUUCACUGUCUGUCUACAGGUGUGGUGAGAGUGUUGGAGUAUGUAAUGGUCCAGUGCUUCCCAACACAGGCUUCCUCAGAGCCUUCAAGAUGCUGCAGGUAUCCCCAGUAACUCUAGCGGGGGCAGAUGACUCUUGUGGGCUGGUGCGGGUGAUGGGUGUGGCAUUUCCGGGGCAACGGGAGAUGGACGUAUGGGAGAAGGAGCAGGAAGAGGCUCGCAAGAGAGACCAUCGCCGCAUCGGAAAGGAUCAGGAACUCUUUUUCUUUAAUGAUGUCAGUCCUGGCAGCUGUUUCUUCUUGCCUAAAGGGGCACACAUCUAUAACUCACUCACCGAUUUCAUUAAGCGUGAGUAUCGGAGGCGGGGCUUCAGUGAGGUGGUGACGCCCACCCUCUUCAGCACGUCGCUAUGGGAACGCUCUGGCCACUGGGAGCACUACAGUGAGAAUAUGUUCACCGUGACGUGCGAGCCACACACCUACGCACUCAAGCCCAUGAAUUGCCCCGCCCACUGCCUGAUGUUCGAGCAGCGGGUUCGUUCGUGGCGGGAGCUACCUCUGCGCUGGGCGGACUUUGGCGCGCUGCAUCGUAAUGAACACUCGGGGGCGCUAGGAGGCCUGACUCGCGUCAGACGUUUCUGCCAGGACGACGCCCACAUCUUCUGCACCCCAGAACAGUUGGAGAGCGAGAUAACAUCGUGUUUGGAGUUUGUGCGGAGUGUGUAUCGCGUGUUUGGCUUCUCCUUCCACUGUCAGCUUUCCACGCGGCCCACUCCCUGCCUGGGGGAGCCAGCUCUCUGGGACAACGCAGAGAUGCAGUUGGAGCGCAGCCUGCAGGAGUUCGGGGAGCACUGGGAGCUGAACCCAGGAGACGGAGCCUUCUACGGCCCCAAGAUUGACAUCCAGAUCCGUGACGCGAUUGGCCGACAGCACCAGUGCGCUACCAUUCAACUGGACUUCCAGCUGCCAAUCAGAUUUAACCUUCAGUAUGUGGGUGCGGACGGGUCGAUGCACAGGCCGGUGAUGGUCCACCGGGCAGUGCUGGGCUCUCUGGAAAGGAUGAUCGCCAUAUUGGCUGAGAACUUUGGAGGGAAAUGGCCCUUCUGGCUAUCACCAGCACAGGUCAUGGUGGUUCCUGUAGGGGGCGAUAGUGAGCAGUACGCUAAAGAGGUGGUUUGUAAACUCAAGGAAGCUGGCUUCAUGGCUGACGUGGAUGAUGAUCACGGGGCCACCUUAAAUAAGAAGAUCCGCAGUGCACAGCUGGCCCAGUAUAACUACAUCUUUGUGGUGGGAGAGAAGGAGCGAGGGAGUGGAGCGGUCAGUGUUCGGACGAGAGCGGGCAAGCAGCUGGGUCAGAGGUCACUGGAGGAGGUGAUGACUUCACUCAAGGGCCUGCAGGAGAGCCGUAGCAACCAAGACGAGUUCUGAUCACACACACACGCACACACACACACACACACACACACACACACGCACACACACACAUUCUCCAGAACAGAUACAAGUACUCUAGCCAUCCACACACACAGAGGUCAAGUUUAUGAUAAGUGAGUGUGAAUAAUGGAACUGUAUUGUUGAAAUAACUUUUAUAAUAAAAUAAUUUAAUUUGUA